UUUUCUAGCAACUGUUGCCCGGUGAGGCAGCAGCGCCAUAGUCACCGUAGUCCUGGAGACUGUAACCCACCAACAACAACCUCUCGCUUCAUCAUUUACCACCACCACCACCUCCUCCACCACCAUCCUCAUACUCAUCCGCCAGUCCACAGCUCAGGCGCCAUGCAGACCCCUGAAGCAGGCGCCGACUCCAACUCCACAGUCCCUAUCCAGACCACCGUGCCUGUUCAGCCCGCGGGCUCCACCCAGCAGCUGCCUGUCCAGCAACAGACACAGACUGUUCAACAGGUCCAGCAUGUUUACCCAGCACAGGUGCAGUAUGUGGAGGAAAACAGCGGCGUCUACACCAAUGGCAACAUAAGAACCUAUUCGUACUCCGAGCCACAGCUAUACAGCCAGAACAGCGGAGGAAGCUACUUUGACACACAAGGGAGCUCGUCUCAAGUGUCUACAGUGGUCACCUCCCAUGGCAUGGCUAGCAACGGCGGAGGGGGCAGCGGCGGCAUGAGCAUGGGCCUGGCCGGGGGUCAGGUAAUCAGCGGUGGCUCCGGGGCCUACCUCAUGGACAACGCCGUAGCCCACCCAGCUACCCAAACGGCACGGGCGUCCCCGGCUACCAUUGAAAUGGCGAUUGAGACGCUCCAAAAAUCUGAAGGUUUAUCCAGUCAGAGAAGCUCGCUGCUCAACAGCCAUCUGCAGUGGCUGCUGGACAACUACGAAACAGCAGAGGGCGUGAGUUUACCACGAUCCACCCUCUACAAUCACUACCUGCGCCACUGCCAGGAGCAAAAGCUGGACCCAGUGAAUGCAGCCUCUUUUGGGAAACUCAUCCGCUCUAUCUUCAUGGGACUCCGUACAAGGCGCCUCGGGACAAGGGGCAACUCCAAAUAUCAUUACUAUGGUAUACGUGUCAAGCCUGAUUCGCCACUUAACAGACUCCAGGAGGACAUGCAGUAUAUGGCCCUCAGACAGCAGCCAGUUCAGCAGAAACAGAGAUUCAAGCCGGUGCAGAAGUUUGACACCAGCUCUGCAGAGAACUACUCAAGCGGGGGUCACAACCAGCCGGGCGCAGCCGAGCAGACUGUUAUUGCACAGAGUCAGCACCACCAGCAGUUCUUAGAUGCAUCACGGGCUCUCCCUGAUUUUGCGGAGCUGGACCUUGGGCAGAGUAAUCCGGAGAACAUCAGUGCGGAGGACGUGAAGGCUCUCCAGUCGCUUUACAGGGAGCACUGUGAGGCCAUCCUGGAUGUGGUCAUCAACCUCCAGUUUAGUCUCAUCGAGAAACUGUGGCAAACAUUCUGGCGUUACACUCCGCCCGACUCUGUAGAGGGCGCCACUGUAACAGAAAACAGCAGUAUAAGUGAAAUCGAAGUCCGGCUCCCGCAGCCGCAGCUACUGGCGCUGUGCCGAAACGAGGCGGUGCUCAAGUGGAUGAGCACCUGCGACCAUCUGAUGUACCAGGCCCUUGUGGAGAUUCUCAUCCCUGAUGUCCUGAGACCCAUUCCCAGUGCCUUGACUCAAGCCAUUCGCAAUUUUGCCAAAAGCCUGGAAAGUUGGCUGAAUAAUGCCAUGAACGUGAUCCCACAGAGGAUGAUCCAGACCAAGGUUGCCGCUGUUAGUGCCUUUGCGCAAACACUACGCAGAUACACGUCUCUGAACCAUCUGGCUCAGGCGGCCCGUGCCGUGUUGCAGAACACGUCACAGAUCAACCAGAUGCUGAGCGAUCUCAAUCGCGUCGACUUUGCCAACGUGCAGGAGCAAGCGUCGUGGGUGUGCCAGUGCGAGGAGGGCAUGGUUCAGCACUUGGAGCAGGACUUCAAGGCCACGCUACAGCAGCAAAGCUCCCUGGAGCAGUGGGCGGCCUGGCUGGAUAACGUGGUCACUCAAGUGCUGAAGCCCUAUGAGCAGCGGCCCAGCUUCCCCAAGGCGGCCCGGCAGUUCCUACUCAAGUGGUCCUUUUACAGCUCUAUGGUGAUCCGGGAUCUGACACUGCGCAGUGCUGCCAGCUUCGGUUCUUUUCACCUGAUCCGCCUGCUCUACGAUGAGUAUAUGUUCUACCUAGUGGAGCACCGCGUGGCCCAAGCCACUGGAGAGACGCCCAUCGGUGUCAUGGGCGAGUUUGACAGCCUCAACAGCCUGUCACUCUCAAACAUCGAUAAAGAUGAAACGAGCGGACUGGAUAGCGAUUUGGAUGACGAGUCGGAAGAGUCGGGGGAACCCCUGGCCAAACGUGAGAAGUCCGAACACGAGGUGAUCCAGGUCAUUCAGGUCGGCGGUCUGGAGGACGGAUCCCACCCUGUGGUGGGUGUGGUCCAGCCCGGCGUCCUCCACUCACUGCCACAGCCCCCGCAAGACCACAGCGAGCACAUCUUAACCCCCUCGGCCGGCACCCCGACCAUCCGCCACUGCAGCGCCACAGGCAACACCUACGCCUCGGUUUGAUGGUGUGAGAGGACAUGUCUGACCUUGUCUCGCUUUCCCCACAUAUCUGUCAGCCUCCAUGUUUACAUCUCUUUUGUCUCUGUCUGCACUCGGGUCGACACAGUCCAGCCCGGUCCAUGCGGAAGAGCGCUUGGGGUAUUGAUACCGUGGCCAGGAUGCUGCCUCUUGUAAUAAGUCUUUGUUUUAGCAGCAACAAACGGAGGAAGAUGACACCGCUUGUCUAUAAAACAGGGUUAAGCUCUCACGAAAAUCCUUCAAACUACUGAUGUCUCUGAGCUCCAAUAGCCCAUUGUACAUAGAUGUACUGUACGUUUUGAUUAGUAUAACCCAAAAACAUGGUGCUAUCAUUGUGUUGGAAUUAGUUGCUGAACAAGAACUAUUUUGGACGAUUGUAUGUAGCUGUUAUGUACGGCAUUGGACCAACCACGAUGGGGCGGUAGCCUUUAUAUAUCACAAGCUGCGUAACGCUUUUAGCCUCCACUAAAACGGACCCCCGUAAGGAAUAAGUGCGCUGCUACUCUUGUAAAUAGGAGGAAGACAUCAGCUGUACAAAUCCACAUCCUCUCACCAGUAGACUAUUAUGCACUCAAUACAUAACGUUUGCCUUUUGUCCAUGUUAAUCACAAAGAAAUCAGCCUGCUGGACAUGUUCCCGUUUUUUGCAGUUUUCUGUCUCAAUCAAAUUUACUACAUUUACAAAAAGGACCAAAAAAAAGAAAAAAACAACAACCCAAUGAGAGGCGGCUGAGAAUGAGCCAAUAGCUGUUGUGCCAUGUCUCAGAGCAGAAGGAAUGUCAGGGAUUUAAUGUACCUCCGCUUUAUCACAGUGCCUUAUUCCAAAAUACUGCUGUUCUCAGUGUCCUGACUAGCCACUGUCACCCCAUCUUUUACUUUUUUGGGUUCCUUGAUUUGUUUUGCUUUUUGCAGCAUCCCCCAACACAGGCUAGGCUCUUUUGGUUGGUUGGAUUUGGGCUGGCUCAUCAUUGUUUCGACCGAGGGAUGCAGUCACAGACACAACUGUUGCUUUCGUCGGGAUCAGCGCCGCUAAGCUUCUUACAUCUUUGACUCAUGAUGGUUGGACUCAUCCCUCCUUUCAGUCCUGUUCCAACUCCUUUCUUCUGUAUCUCCUUUUCCUAGCCAUAAUCCUGAUUUUUUUUUUCUGCUCUCGGUACAUUUUAUCCUGGUUUGACGUCUGCAGUACCGUACCUCUUUUCCCCACCCUUAUUCAUGUUCCUGCUUUCUCCCUUUCUCCCUCCUGCCCUCACACUACUGCUACGGAACCCACUCCUGCUUCUGCUCUCCAACCCUCAUUCCUGCUCCUGUGCCCACUCCAGUACUGUAUAUCUCCUCCCCCACAUUUCCCAUCCCUGCUCAUGUUUGCUAUCUCAGUUUAUACCCCUGCCCUCUGUACUAAUGUCACUGCUCCCGCUUGCCCUCUUUCUUCCUUUUUGCCAUCCAACUCCUGCUCCUUCUGCGGGAAUGAAUCUACUACUUUUCCGACCCUAUUCCUGACCCCACUCUUGUUCCCACUUCCACUCUUUCCUCCCUUCAGGCUCCGCUCCCGCUCCCACUCCAUAUCUCUUGCAGUACGGUAUCUCCUAUUCAAACUCCCACUCCUGCUCCCACUCUGCCUUGUCGAGGCCUAUUGUUGCGUUCUAGCCUUUGUUUUGGGUGAAGUGUGCAUGGUGUUGUUGUGUUCUACUGUCUGUUUUUGGUGUGUGUGUGUAUGUGUGCGUUGUGUGUGUGUGCACAUCCAUAAGUCACCCUACCUCAAGCCAGUGGUGCCAGCCCCCCCUUGACACAUACAGCACAGUCUGUCCAAACCCUAUUGCACAACACCACAGCGAAAAAACACACUUUUCUUAACACAAAUUUCCAUUCCUGUUCAACACCCAUCAAACACAUCGCCACCCCAAGCUCCCCCCCCCACUUCUGGUCAUCUUUGUACAGUGGACCAAAAGUAGAUAUUUUCUGAUAUUCAAAGAAAUAUAUAAAAAUCUAGAUAUAUAUGUAUAGAAUAUAUAUAAUAUACUUCUACAGUACAUUUAUUUGUUGCUUUUGAUGGAUGUGAUUGUUGCCAAGGUAGCUGAUGUACGUAAGUAGACUGUGAAAAAGGGAAGAAAAAAAAAGGCACAUGGACUACUGUACCAUCUAUACUUGAAAUGUUAAAGCCUUCUAAUGUUGUGGACACUACUGAGAUUAAUCCUCCUAAAUAGGAACUUUUUUUGUUUUGUUUUGUUUUUUUGUUGGAAAAUGGUCUGCACCAUUUCUCUGCGAUUAUUUAUUCUAUUUAUUGUGUUUGGCUCACCACGCCCAUGCCAUACAGUCAGUGGUCCUGUUUUAAGGAAUGAUAACCCUGCAAAAAGUGCAGAGCUACUGUACAGAAGGACCAGGUGUAAUCUUUUUGUUUGUUUGUUUACUUACAAUUUGUUGGCCUUAAAGGAGGUCAAGAUAUGCGUCAGACAGGACUGCACUGGAUCUUUGCCUUACUCUUACACAAAGCUUCACCAACUGUUGAGAUGAACAGAAUUCUUAAGAAAUUAAGUGAUGAGGCUUUGCGUUGUGAUUUUAAUGUAAAUCUCAGCUCCCUUUGUUGUAUAAAUCCACAACACGUCGAUGGUAAACUUAUUUGUGCCUGAUUAUCGGGGGGGGAAAUGGCUUUGCUUUCUUCAAAAUCGUAUGGAUGUGCUUUCUGGUCUGUGCUGCUAGAUUUUUUUUUGUUUGUUUUACAUUUUAGUGCCAGACAGUGAUUUUUUAUUUCUGAGUCUUAAAAGCCUCACACAGGACUAAUGACAAUGCUGCCAACACAUUUUUAUGUGUUAUUGUUUAAAAAAAAUGUAUUUUUUUCUUGUUGGAUUUGUCUGUACUAAGAAAAUGUCCUAGCAGAAAAAAAGCUGUUUCUUUUUUGCAGCUUCACUUGACCCAUAGCAAGACUCCAGUGCCUUUUAACUCCCCCUCCAAAACCGACAUACGUUUUUGGGUCUAUGCCAUCAGAGGCAUUUUGUUGCAAGGACAGCAGCAUGGACUUGAUCUGAGCUGGAUUAUUAUUUAUUGUAACGAGUGUGAUAGAUGAUCCCUAAAGUUUCUUUUCUCUUUAAAUUUGUAUAGAACUAUCAAUGGGAGUCAUGUAAGUAAACAUUUCUUUAUUCCUCAUAAUGAUGGUGAUUUUUCUUGGUUUUGUUUCUGGAUGCUGUGAUCUGUUUUUUUGCUUGGUUUUUGUAGAGGUUUUCAUCAAGUGCCAUUGGUCUUAGUGAGUUGUGGCCAUCUGUAGCACGCUCGAAUGCAAGCACAAGCAUUUUGGCAGUGACGUUUGGGAGCUUUUGUUUAUUUUAGACAAAAAAAUGUAUAUAUCAUGAAGUUAAGGUUUAUUUAUUUGUCCUGACCAUUUGGUUAUUUUCCCCUCUUCUUAUAUCUGAUAUAAUAUAUACACACCAAUUCCAUGUCUUUCUUUCUGUGUGCCGUUUUUCCCUCAUAUAUACAUAUAUAUAUAAAUAUACAUAUAUAUCUUUUCAACUUGGCGAGCGUGUGGGGUAAUUUGUAUCGUUGUAUUUUGCAUAAAAACAAGGACUUUUAUAUUUAUAAAAGACGUUAUCAUUUAUUUAGUGUGUCGUAUUGCUGACUAUAGAAACCUUAAAAAAAAAAGAGACACAUGUAGUUUGUUUUUUCUGAAUAUUUCAGAUCUCAGCUCAGGCU
Doryrhamphus excisus (bluestripe pipefish) is the source of this 6134-nucleotide messenger RNA. RefSeq names its product regulatory factor X, 3 (influences HLA class II expression) (gene rfx3). Lineage: Eukaryota; Metazoa; Chordata; Actinopteri; Syngnathiformes; Syngnathidae. Gene Ontology annotation, molecular function: DNA-binding transcription factor activity, RNA polymerase II-specific; RNA polymerase II cis-regulatory region sequence-specific DNA binding. The record is from RefSeq and is a predicted model, not a curated record. Gene Ontology annotation, biological process: regulation of transcription by RNA polymerase II. Gene Ontology annotation, cellular component: nucleus.